Molecule: messenger RNA, 2207 nt
Organism: Notechis scutatus (mainland tiger snake)
Lineage: Eukaryota; Metazoa; Chordata; Lepidosauria; Squamata; Elapidae
Gene: LUC7L2
Product: LUC7 like 2, pre-mRNA splicing factor
Biological process (GO): mRNA splice site recognition
Cellular component (GO): U1 snRNP
Molecular function (GO): mRNA binding
Source: RefSeq, a predicted model, not a curated record
GAUGUCCGUUACUUCCAGGCAGCGCGCGUACGCCACUGGAGGGAAGCGUGGAGAGGUCGGGCGCGCGGGGUAAUCUCGGUUGUGAGGUAACGCCGGGCGCGAGGCGGUUAUCUGUUCCUUUUCGACAACGGAAGGUGCAAGCGCCGUUGUAACUACCCCGAGCUCAGCGAGAGAGAGAGAAAAAAAAAGAAGAAUCCUGCUUCCGCCUUAGGUCGCCUCUGAGAGAAACGACCGCAGCGUCAGGUUCGAUUAUCUUCUAGGCCGCUGUGGGCGGGGUUUAUACGGAUUUGGCCGGCCCACUCGGGCCCCGCGCAUUUUCAGGAUGUCGGCACAGGCUCAGAUGCGCGCGAUGCUGGACCAACUCAUGGGCACUUCCCGUGACGGUUCAAUGUAUCUAUGCCUGCCAACUUCAUUCUGCAAGGGAGUGUCAGAAAGGCCCCGCAUUCGCCGAGCCGUGAUACUACACGUCAGCGAAUUAAAUUCAGUGAUGACAGAGUGUGCAAAAGUCAUCUUCUCAACUGUUGUCCUCAUGAUGUCCUUUCAGGAACAAGGAUGGAUCUAGGAGAGUGUCUGAAGGUGCAUGAUUUGGCGUUAAGAGCAGAUUAUGAAAUUGCAUCAAAAGAGCAAGACUUUUUCUUUGAACUUGAUGCAAUGGAUCACCUGCAAUCAUUCAUUGCUGACUGUGAUAGGAGAACUGAAGUGGCAAAGAAAAGACUGGCUGAAACUCAAGAAGAGAUCAGUGCUGAAGUGGCAGCCAAAGCUGAACGAGUCCAUGAAUUAAAUGAGGAAAUUGGAAAACUGCUUGCUAAAGUUGAACAACUUGGAGCUGAUGGAAAUGUGGAAGAGUCUCAGAAAGUAAUGGAUGAAGUAGAGAAAGCAAGGGCAAAGAAAAGAGAAGCAGAGGAAGUGUACCGGAAUUCCAUGCCUGCUUCCAGUUUCCAGCAGCAAAAGCUACGGGUCUGUGAAGUAUGCUCAGCCUAUCUUGGCCUACAUGACAAUGACAGGCGGCUUGCUGAUCAUUUUGGAGGAAAGCUGCACUUGGGUUUUAUUGAAAUAAGAGAAAAGCUUGAAGAACUAAGGAGAAUUGUGGCUGACAAACAGGAGAAACGAAAUCAGGAACGUUUAAAGCGGAGAGAAGAAAGGGAGAAAGAAGAAAGAGAGAAGUUAAGAAGAUCUCGUUCUCAUAGCAAGAACCCCAAAAGAUCUAGAUCCCGAGAUCGCCGUAGACAUCGAUCUCGGUCAUCCUCCCGCGAACGAAAGAAAAGAACCCGUUCCAGGUCCCGUGAAAAGCGACAUCGUCAUAGGUCUCGUUCUAAUAGUCGCAGCCGGAGUCGCAGUCACCAUAGGAGCAGUCACAGCUCCAGAGACAGAAGCAGAGAACCCAAUUCCAAAAAAAGAUCAUCAAAAGAAAGAGCUUCCAGAGAUCAAGAACGAACCAGAGAUCAUAACAGAACAUCACGUGACAAAGAAAGUUGCCCCAGAGAAAAAUCUCCAAGAGAUCGAAACUGCAAAGAAAGGAAGCGAUCUUAUGAAAGUGCAAAUGGUCGAUCAGAAGACAGGAGAAGCUCAGAGGAACGUGAAGCAGGAGAGAUAUAACUGGCUGUACAUUCACUUGAUCCUUUACCUUCCUAUGAAGUUGCAUACUGUGGUUUAGUUUACAGUUAUUAAAAGGGACACCAGUGAGCAAUUCCAAUGUUUAUCCAUCUAGGAUAGAUGUACAGUGUAUAAACAUGGUUAUAAUGAAGUCUGAAUUGAUCCGUUUCCAUUGAUAAUUCAAUUGAUAAGUGAAGCAGUUUCCUUUUUCCUUCUCCUCCAGUAAACUUGUAAGACAUAUUUUCAAAGAUCUAUCUUCAAGAUAGCAGGUUUAUAUACCAACAUAAUAGAUUUAAAUGUUUUCUUCUCCAAUACAGGUUAUAGUAAACAAAACUAUAGUGUGCUUUUUGCUUUGGAUGCUUUCAGACCUUUAUAAGCUCUUCUAGUUUUAUUCUGUCAAACAGCAGCACUGAAUCAUUUUUAAAGAGGUUGAGUGGGUUCCAGGCUUUUGUUACCACUAGAAGAUUGAGUUCUCAGUUCCUUCUUGAGAACUGAACAUGUUUGGCAAUGCUUAGGUUGGGGACAUGUGCUGAAGAAAAUGACAACUUUUAAAUUUUAUUUUUACAGUGCCUAUUUAGACUUGGAAGUCAAACAGCUGUUGCAUUUCAUCUUUU